Penicillium soppii is the source of this 468-nucleotide messenger RNA. Its product is annotated as Ctf8 family protein. Gene Ontology annotation, cellular component: Ctf18 RFC-like complex. Gene Ontology annotation, biological process: mitotic sister chromatid cohesion. The coding region runs from base 1 to 468 and encodes 155 amino acids. The transcript has a single exon. The record is from RefSeq and is a predicted model, not a curated record. NCBI's taxonomy places the organism in Eukaryota, Fungi, Ascomycota, Eurotiomycetes, Eurotiales, Aspergillaceae.
AUGCCAUCUGUAAAACUACACCCUCGAUCCUCAGUCUCAGCGGAGAAAGCGACCGCUACUGCUCCCUCAACGCCCGCGAACAACCCUCUCCCAACCCUCCUCCAAACACCCUCAGGCCUAGCCCUCCUCGAGAUACAAGGCACAAUCAAUGUCCCAAACACGAGUGAACAUGACGAGUUAGUGUCAACGUCUACGAACAUUGACCCCGCUUCCAUAUUCGAAACCCCCAUCGGAAAGCUCAUGUUCCCGGACUACUCGGCCCUCAACCCGGACGAUACAAAAUGGAUGAAACACGCCUAUCUGUAUGUCGGUCGAUACCAACGGAUGACCGGAGAAGUGAAAAAGCUACUGCGACCAAUUGCUGUGUUGCAGAAACACCCAUCGGAGGGCGAGGAACUGGAGGUGGUGGAGAUUGUACGCUAUAAGAUCUUCUUCAAAAGUCGGCCUGAGCCCGUGAAUAAUAUCUGA